Molecule: messenger RNA, 6168 nt
Organism: Portunus trituberculatus (swimming crab)
Lineage: Eukaryota; Metazoa; Arthropoda; Malacostraca; Decapoda; Portunidae
Product: latrophilin Cirl-like
Exons: 10
Coding region: 544-4746 (1400 amino acids)
Biological process (GO): cell surface receptor signaling pathway; adenylate cyclase-activating G protein-coupled receptor signaling pathway
Cellular component (GO): membrane
Molecular function (GO): carbohydrate binding; G protein-coupled receptor activity
Source: RefSeq, a predicted model, not a curated record
CCCUGGGACCAGCCAACUCUCAGUGUCGAGUGAGACUUGGUGGCGGGAGGACGUGUGCCGCGCCGCUCCCCUGGACUCUGCCUCCUUGCCUCCGAGUGCAGCACCCUCUGAGCUUGUGUUCCUUGGGUGGAUGGACGAUGGACUGAGUGGCCUCGGCGGGAAUCCAUGGAUGUAUCAGAGUGUUAACUGGAAAGUGAGACACGUGAACCGGAAGAUAAAUGCGCUUUUUUUCUGCUCUUAGUCACGAGGGAAAGUUUUGAGGAGUUUGUGAGGUGAAACACGAGAACCGCGACGCUGAGAGAGGGAGAGGGAGAGAGAUAGAGGAGAGGAGAGAGAGAAGGAUAUAGAGGGAUAGAAGGAGGGAAGCGAGAGAAAGAAAGGUAGAGAGAAAAAAAAGAAAAUUUCGUGUCGGUCGGUUUUCUGGUUUUGUGAAGGAACUUGAUUUCUGAAAGAUCCCAAUCACGAGUGUCGCACGUUGAUGAUCAUGGAUAUAAAGCAAUUACCGCGGAUCUCCAGUGUUUAUUAAUCUACAACACCUGUGCGAUGAAAGAGACGCGCAAAAGGAUGGGUGGGGAUGGGUCGGCCAGGUGGAGAGGAGCCGCCACCUCCUCCAUCACCACAACCACCCGACGCCACCCCCAUCGCCUCCACCACGCCCUGCUGGCCGUGGUGCUGCUCCUGGUCACCUCCGCCUCCACUUCUGAAGCAGGUCAGAGUUACCGCACCGCCUAUGCCUGCGAAGGAACGCAACUCAACAUCAACUGCAACUCGGGUAACGUGAUUGACGUGAUCCGCGCCAACUACGGCCGCUUCUCCAUCACCAUCUGCAACGCGCACGGCAAUACGGAGUGGUCGGUCAACUGCCAAAGCCCGAGAACCCGCCGCGUGCUGGCUGACAGCUGCUCAGGAAAGCAGUCUUGCUCCAUCGAGGCCAACACAGCCCGGUUUGGCGACGGUUGUCCUGGUACAUUCAAGUACUUGGAGGCCCAUUACCGGUGCAUGGCAGGUAAAACUAGUGCCACUUCUACCACCACCACCACACCCAGACCCCGGCCACCCUGGUUCACCGCCACGCGUCCACCCAUACGGAUUUUGCCAACCCACACCACCAACCACACCACUACAGCCCCCACCACGCCUCCGCCUAGCACCACCACCACCACCACGACCACUACCACCACAUCAACAACCUCCACCACGACCACCACAAGCACCACGCCCGCCACGGUGCCGCAUGUGGCUGAGGGUGAAGGCUCUGAGACAGACGAUCUGACAACUGUAGCUGACGGUGAAGUGCCCAGCCUUGGCCCGGCCUCAGUUACUCCAGCCUCCUCGUCCCCUGUCACCCCAAGCAGUUCGCCCGCCACUACCUCAUCCACUAACCAGGCUGCUCCUGUGGCUCCUCCUAACUAUGGUUCUGAUUAUGACAGUCCCUGGUGCCCCCCUACGUUCGGCCGCGGCUUACUUUGGAACUGGACCCGUGGCGGCGAAGUGGCAGUGCAGGCGUGCCCCGGCGGCGCUACAGGCUCUGCCCGCCGCCGUUGUCAGAUGGCGACAUGGGAGGCCACGGUGGAUCUGAGUGAGUGCCGCAGCUUGUGGCUGGCAACACUGGAGACUCGCGCCAACUCCCGUGAAUCUCUUCUUAGUGUUGCCACCGACUUGGCCAAAGUGACGGCUAGCAAGGCGCUUUAUGGCGGUGACCUUAUCACCACGGCACGGCUGCUCUCCACCCUCGCGCUCAAUAUGGCCAAGCAUGCCCACGCCUUCCCGGAUCCACGACAGCGACAGGCACUUGUCACAGAAAUGCUUCAGGCGACGCUGACCACAGGCUCCGCCCUCCUCAAGGCGGGCAUGACUGGUCCAUGGGGAGACUUAGGUGUCCGUGAGAGGCGCCACGCCGUCACUCAGCUGAUGGUAGCACUGGAGGAGGCUUCCUUCCUACUGGCUGACGUUCUGAUCGCAGGGACGCAGGAUGCUAUGUACCAGUCCCAUGUGCUGGUAUCGGCACGGUCGGUCCCGGCGGACGGUUCCUCAGUGGAAUUCCCUUCCUCACGGGACCAGUCUCUGGAGUGGGUGUUUGCCGACAGCAUCAGUCUCCCACCGGAGGCUGUACUGGAAAACAGUGACGGAGGCGCCACUCGUGUGGUAUUCCUCACUUAUCGUCACCUGGAAGAUCUUUUGGCACCAGGCCAAGAGCCCCUCGGUCACCGCUCCUCCAAUGUCACACGUCUGGUAAACUCAAGAGUAUUGUCAGCGUCAUUAGGCCGCGGCCGCCACAUUCAGUUACCAGAGCCAGUCACUCUGACCUUCUCUUUGCUGCGGCAGGAGAAUGUGACGAGACCCGUGUGUGCCUUCUGGGACUACACCACAUCGUUCUGGAGUGACGAGGGCUGCAGUGUUCUGGGCUACAACCGUUCCCACGUCACCUGCCAGUGUGACCAUCUGACCAGCUUCGCGGUACUGAUGGAGGAGGCGGCUGGCGGCGUCGGCGAGGAUCCUCAGGCGGCGCUGCGUAUCUUGGCGUACGUGGGCUGCGUGGUGAGCCUGGUUUGCGUGGCUGGCUCCCUGCUCGUGUUUUCUGUGUUCCGCGGCCUGGCAUCGCCCCGCACGGCCGUACAUCGCCACGUGUGUGUUUGCCUCACCGCCGCCGAGCUGGUGUUCAUGGUGGGUGUAUGGCGUACUGACGCCCCCGUGCUGUGCGGCGUGGUGGCUGGCAUCCUCCACUACUCCGUGCUCGCCGCCUUCGCCUGGAUGUUCAUGGAAGGAGUGCACGUGUACCUCAGUGUGGCUCGUGCUGUGGAGUGCGACUCUUUGCGGCUACGCUGGUGGCACUACAGUCUUGCCUAUGGCUUGCCUCUGUUGGUAGUGGCAGUAGCAGCUGUGGUGGACCCCUUCAGCUACGGCACAGAACAGUAUUGCUGGCUGCGGACCGAUAACUACUUUGUGUUCUCCUUGGUGGGCCCAGCUCUGCUCCUCCUGGCUGCCCAUGUGGCCCUUCUUGCUGCUGCCCUUAUCUAUACCUGCCGCCUCUCUCCUGAUGACGCCCUCAAGACCAAGGAAAUGGCCCGUCUUGACUCCACCAGCGGCGUGUACACCAACGCUCUGCAACACCGACUCUACUCUCGCCUGGCCUGGCUGAGAGGUGCCAUCACCCUGCUGCUCCUGAUGGUGUUGACAUGGACUCUGGGACUCCUCUUCCUUCACCGUCCAUCUUUGCCCAUCGCUGCUGCCUUCUGUGUCCUCAACGCUCUCCACGGCAUCUUCAUCUUCAUCUACUACUGCGUCAGGAACCAGAAGGUGCGGGAGUGGUGUCGGUCUGCGGCGGAACGUGAGGCUUGGCUCCCCCAGGCGGUGCGCGGGGUGUUUGCCGCCGAGAAGCAGACCUACAGCCCCAAUAACACCACCACCACCACCUCCUCCAACAACAAUCCCCACCACCACCACCACCACCUCCACCACCACCACCACCACCCUGCCAUCUCUCACGCCCUCAAUCACGCCCUCGCCUCCUCGCCUGCCCUCAACCAAUAUCUGCCAACUCUGUGUCAGCUCGGCGGGGUGAAGGGCCCCGGGGGCAGCACACACCCCCCCGCGGGCCCACUUCUGUCCGGGGCCACCUCCACGAUGGGCUCUGGGGGAUCCCUGCGACAGGGGGCAACCGGGCAUCUACCCCUCGGCACACUCCACCAGUCACUGCCUCGCCACCACCACCACCCGGUCACCCUCCCACACACCACCACCACCACCACCACCACCAGCCCUCAUCCCGGCACCCUUAAUCAAGAGGACAAGGAAGGUACCUACAAGAACUCAUUCUCCAAGGACUCUGGGCACGGAACAUAUGAGCAGGAGGACUCGCCACGCUCUGGCUGGAACAAUCACCACAACCACCACAACCACCACGGCCACCACCGCUACUCCAACUCCCUCACAGCAGACCUGAAGAAUGCCUACCUGGCCAAGCUGAACAGUAUCAAUGCAUCAGCUGGUCUGGAUGGGGGACUCACCUUUCCCAGCAUGGAGGGAGGCAACAAGCAGAUAUCGGUUCCUAACAGCUACACCACACAGCUCUCCCCUGCCCAAGUGCCACCGGCCAUGGCUGCUGUGUUGAGGGGCAAUGGCAACACAGCUCGCUCUCACUCGCCCUGGAACCACACCUACAUGGAGAUAGAGACAGAAGCUGAUCCAGUAUAUGAGGAGAUAGAGCGGGAGCGGUGGGCUGGCCGCUCAGCAGGCCUGGGUGUCCCACCUGCUGGCCAGGAGGCAAUGCAGGUUUCGGAUCUCUCAGACGAGGAUGUGAAGCGCGGGACCCCCAGUGACGUGAGCCGUCAGUCCUCCCGUAGCUAUGGUGAUGCCAGGCCACUGCUGCCCUACCACCAUCAUUCUUCUCCAGGACAUCACUAUCCCAAAAGCCCUCAGGAUGCCCAGUUUGCACUUAGCGAAGAGAGGUUACGGGAUUUCAAUGCUGCGCAAAUGAGCCGGGACCUCGAGCAGCUGCAGCAGGCCCACCAGCAGUUCUCACGGGAAAACUUGAUGACAGUGGCAGUGCUAAAUGGAGAGCAAGUGGUGUGUCGCCUCACCUCGCCCUCCAACCCACAGGCACCCCAGAGCCUGCCAGUGAUUCAUGAGGGUGGUGGCCGUGGCAUGGUGGUCACCCAAGCCAACUCCUCGGCCAACGGCUACCCUGCUCACCUGGUGGUGUCCCGGCCCAGCCACUACAACCCUCAGCAGUUUAGCGAGUGUUAGGCACAUCAAAUUGAGUGCUGGUGACUCACCUUUUUCUCUUAAUGGCAUGUUUGAGUAAUAAGCCAUGAACUUUGUUAAAUUCUGCCUAUAAAGCCAGUGACCUUUGGAACAGUCCUCCUUCACCACUGACUAGACUCUGGCAGGGUAGUCUGCAUGGUGCAAGGCAUUUUAUCCUAUAUUCCAUCUUAGUUACAAGUGGAGCUUACUUGCAUCUGCAGCAGGAAGGGACUGCCGCAAUGGUGCACUUUCGCAGUUGUGUUUGUGACAAGACGAGCUACUAGCAGCUAAGAUACCUAGUCGAUGUAUGUUUAUUUAUUGGUCUCAUUUUUUUGUGUGUGUGCGCAUGUGUGGCGCAGGACUUGGACAGGUCUGUGGAGUAGUGUUGAAGUCAAUGUGAUUUUAUUUGUGUAAGAAUCAAUAUGUUUAGUUGAGUGUGGUACAUUCCAAGAUACUUUACUUUUUUUUUCCUACUUUUAUUCUCCUUUUAUUUCCUUCCAGCCUCAGUGCCACAGAGCUCUCAACUUCGCUUCAGAAUCACACUGAUAAACUUGAAUGGCUAAUAGAGGAAGUGCCUUUUUUGGUCUGAGGAUUGUGUACAUGUAUAAAGGAAUAAUUGGAUGUAUAUACUGAUGUACAUAGAUAUAUUUAUAUGUACGUUUUCUUAAUGAAAAGCCAAAGCUUCUAGAUGUAGAAGAAUAUUCAUGAGUCAUUUCCAACAGGCCUUUUCUUUGCUUAGUGGAAGAGAAACACUGAUAAGUUUCCUAUUAAGUAAAACCUUCACCAGCAGCAGUUCUGGGGUGACUACUGGCAGGCACCCUUGGGUCAGUGUCACACUUGGGUCAGUGCCACACUCAGGUCAGUGCUGCCCAUGCUUGGGUCAGCUCAGUGCCACCCACACUUCACUAGGGCUUGUAACUGCCCUUCCAUUGGUGCCUCUUUUUUUGCUACAGUCAGUGCUGGCGUCAGAGUCAGCCUGCUGCCUCCACAGUGUGUCUUCUGGGGUCAGCUGUGGCAUGGGGACAGUGUCACUCAGUCCAGGGUCAUCCUGUUCACAUUGUAAGAUUAACAGUACACCAGGUCCUCGAUUUCUGCUGUUUGUUCUUGCGCUGUUUAUGUAACCUUUCCAGGAACGUGUAUCUGACAACCUACUCUAAUGAGGAUAUGUUCCCGGGGGCUCUCAUGGCCUGUGGUUUGCCGGAAAGCAGCUAAACGGCACAAACAUGAACCACCCAACUCGAGGAAUUCAUUUGCUGUAUAUUGUAGAUCCUGUGACGAAUGGACACUGUUAGGCACUAGCCGGCUGACACUAGCUUAACCAGCCCCUGGGACUCGCUUCUGCCACCAUCUCUUCUCUAACUUGUGAGCUGUGAUACGUUGAAUAGAUAAUCAGUGUAAAAUAUGACAAUAAAAUGUUUAAAUGAU